Molecule: messenger RNA, 2004 nt
Organism: Cyprinodon tularosa
Lineage: Eukaryota; Metazoa; Chordata; Actinopteri; Cyprinodontiformes; Cyprinodontidae
Exons: 10
Coding region: 82-993 (303 amino acids)
Source: RefSeq, a predicted model, not a curated record
GCACACAACAACAGGCAGCAAAAACACAAGGCAUUUCAUUGUUUAAAUACUAGGAGCACAGAGAUAAAAAAGGUAGCAGCAAUGAGGUUCUCAGUCUAUCUAAUCCUGCUCUUCCUUUGGAUACCACAAGUGUGUGCGACUUCUGCAAACACAAAAGUCUCCAUUGAUUACAAAGUGGUAAAACAGGGGGACAAUCUCAUGCUGAACUGCACCUACAAUUGCUCAGCUGGAUUUGUGGAUGGCUUCUGGAGGACAGAGUCUGAAAUCUCUCCUUGCAACAAAACAAAAACUAAUAACUUUUGUACUGUUUCAAUCUGCCUGGUAAAUAUUUCCACCCAAGAUGUAGAAAAGAACUAUAGCUGCUACACAGAAGUUUCAGACGACCCUAACCUGACAAAAGAAUAUGUGCGCAUUGUUUUCCUUCGACUUCAAGCUCAAGACACCUUCUCCAACUGGACAAGUAACCCGAAUAUUGAUCGUAAAAACACAUCGCUUCCUGCUGAACCAGGAACUUCAAAUGGAGGAGAAUUUAAUGGAAUGAAGGUUUUGGCAGCAGUGACCGUCACAGUUGCCAUGGUUCUUACUGUUUUGGCUGUCUUCUUGUGUGUAAACCGCAACAAGCAGGUCUGGAAAGGCAAAGGGAAGCAGACUGUGUCCAAGUCAUGCUCACCUCAAGCCCCAUAUAAUGCCCUUCUUCCAGUAAAAGGGACAUUAUCAGCACAAAGCGAGAAAAUAACCUUACGGAUUCCUCCACCUGACAAUGAGGGGGAUACAGAGGUUCCCUACGCGGAUAUAAUGAUCACCGUCCGAGGGGUCAGUACACCCGAGCUCACUCAGGCAGGCUACUUAGGAGCAGGGGAGUGGCGAGGAAAUGACUCAAGAUGCCACCUCCAGGCCUCGCGUUCAGCUGACAGACUGCAUGUGCCCCAGCCCAGAGAGGUCAGCCGCAAGAUGAGCACCAACUCUGAGUAUGCAGUUAUCACAUAUGCCUGACCAUGGCUGUGUCAUUAAAUUACAUCAGAAAUGCAUAGACCCACUUAUUGUGUAAACCGUGUUUAGAAAACUCCUGUUACUACUGGUUUUGUGGAAGUCCAGGCCUUUUUUUAGUAAGAGCUGCUUUUUAUGUAGCGCUUGUUAAAACAUGCAUAAAAAAUUACUUCAUGAAAAUAUUUAGGAACUGUGCACAACUGUUACUUUGUUUUGUUGUUGUGUUUUACUCUGACAACAGUAGACAUACAUCUAUCUAUGGACUGCAUGUAAUAAUUAAAUAUGCUAAUACAUUUAAAUUCUAAUUAAUUAGUUUUUUUAACUGAUUAGUUAUUAGGAACAAAUUUUUUGACUUGAGAAAAAACACCUUGAAAAGUCAUGGUGAGACAGGGAAUAAUGAAAAUUUUUUUUUGUUUGAUUCAAAAACACAUUUAUUCAUCAAUUUAAACACUGACAUCCUUAAGCAUUCAGGACUCCUGCUUACAACAUUUUCUGAACAAUCCUGAAUGUCAUGAGUGAAGCUUUUCUUUUGUUUAUCAAAAACAUCAUUAAUCCCAUAAAGUACUCGUGAUUAGUGUUUAUUUUCAAAACAAGUAUAUUCUAUGUUGUUGUUUUUCCUGCUUUCAUAGCAUUCGCAGCAUUCACAAAACCUACACUCCAGCAAGAAAAGAAGUAAACCUAGUUUAUUGCUCUGGUUUACCAGUAAAGUUAGGUUGGAAAAACGAUCUUGAAAUCUUAUCUGGCUAAGAGGUAGAAAACUUCAUGUAAAUAGCAAUGAAAAAGCAGGAGGACUAUUUUGCAAUGGCAGAAAAGAAGUGGUUGAAAACAGCUUAAUAUAAACUAUCUUAAACAAAUAAAAUUUCUUGAAACUUUUUAGGACUGUGUGAAUUAGUGAACAUGCUGUUAAUAUGCAUUACCGUUUUGCUGAAGCAAAUUGUCUGUUUUAGUCUAAUCGAAAAUAAAGGAUAACAAUCGGCAAUAAAUAAUGACAUAAAAGACUUAUUGUAAAAGACUGAU